GAAAACUUCUAAUUUCAUCUGGCAACUUUACAUUCCGACGUCAAUAAAAUUUUGUUUGGGUGAUCGUAAAUUUCUUCAUGUUUUCUUUUCGUUAUUCUUAUGGUUUUCCUUUUUCGCUUAGUGUUUAGACUUUAGAUGUAGUGUGUAGUGUAGUUAGUGAUGACCAUGGAACGGAGGAUCAAGCUGAAGACCCUGAACAGCCACAUCACCUGCAAGAUCUGCCGCGGAUACUUCAUCGACGCGACCACGGUCACCGAGUGUCUUCAUACGUUCUGUAAGAGUUGCUUGGUGAAGCACCUGGAGGAGAACAACACGUGUCCAACAUGCAACAUAGUGAUCCACCAGUCGCACCCACUACAGUACAUCAGCUUUGACAGAACCAUGCAGGACAUUGUCUACAAGCUGGUGCCAGAUCUGCAGGACAAUGAAAUCAAAAGGGAGAGGGAUUUCUACCGCGCGCGCGGGCUGCCCUGCCCCAAGGACGCCGCCCUGGCGGCCGACAAGCCGGGCGCAGGUGACGAGCCUGAGCAGCCUGACAACACUGACUCACAUAGGAAAGAUGAACAGGUGAAUGUGUGCUUGGAGUGCAUAUCCACGUCGCUGCGCACGCUGAAGCGCAGCUUCAUCCGAUGUUCUGCUCAGGCCACCAUCACACACCUCAAGAAGUUUGUAGCUAAAAAGGUUUUGAAUGCCAUGGACAAGUAUAGAGAAAUUGACAUCCUAUGUAACGACGAGCUUCUAGGCAAGGACCACACGUUAAAGUUUGUGUACGUCACGAGAUGGAGGUUCCGCGACCCGCCGCUGCGGCUGCAGUACCGCCCCAAGAUCGACCUGUAGCUAGUGUCACUACUUUAGGAUAUUAUACCAAUGAUGCUGGGAACUUAUGGACUUGGUUUCAGCUAGAAAAAGCUUGAACAGUGACUUUUUAGUUGACAUCCAAAAGCAAACCAGAACCCAAUGUCUACUAGUAAUUAAAAAAAAAGUAUUGAGUUACUGUCCAGGCCGGAAAUAAAUCAAUUUAUAGCCAAGUAAUUUUAAAAUUUAGUUUAAAAAGACACGGCUAGCGAUCGAGGCAUCCGAGUCCUUUAAACUAAACGAGAUCGUUAGGUACUAUUUCGGCUGAGACUUUACAGUGCUUUUCUCUCAUUUUGUGAGGAAACAUGAAACAAAUGAUUUCAACGAUUUGUUAAGUUAACAACAAUUAAUUAAUUAUUAUCAUUGGCAAGUGCCAAGUAAAAUCAAAUAAUUCUUCUUUCAAUUAACAAAGUAUUCAUUUUUACUAAACAACUUAAAAAUUGUGUUAAACCUAUGAAAACUGAUGUUCAGCUUUUAUGUUACACCUUUAUUUUAAAGAACACUUAAAGAACCUCAUGGAACAGUAUGAAGUUGUCCAACUACUUCUGCUAUUGUGUUGUUGCAAAUGGAAUAUACAGUGCGACAAGGCUCUCUAGGCGCGUGGCCAAAAUUGGAACUAACGCCGCCAUCUUGUGAAGUGUCAUGCUGCCCCCUUGUCUGUGGGGGAAAAUCUGAAUUUCACUGUUUUUUUUUUAAUAUUAGGGUCAUUCGAUACACAUAACGUCGCGAUAUAUUCUGAUAAUGAAUACAGCAUAAUUGUGUCUGCAUCUUAUACUUAGCACUAGGUAAGUAUAGUAUUUGAGCACAGAGCAGGUAAACAUGAUAGUUUUCAAGGCCCUGGCUUGGUCCCUAGCCUAUCAAUGGUUGUUAUGAUUCUUUUUUGAUGUACAAAUAGGGACAUCUUAUCUAAUUUCUCUUUCAGUUAAAAUUAGAUAAAACUUACUCGAUUUUCAACAUUGACAUUUUCAAGAUAUUCCCUAAACUUGAGAAAAACUUUUAUUUGCUGGCAGCCUUUAUGCCACAACUACGCCUCCCUGUUAAUGGCAUCCAAUUGCCAAGAGAGCCUUGUCAGACUGUAAUGCAGAGCCAUUUGAUGUUUUGUUUUUAAAUAAUUUACUAGUUUCCAAGCAAGUUGAAGAAUAAACAUUAACUGGUCCGCUUAAGUUGGACAGUUAAAAAGUCCCUAGUUAUUCAAAGAGAAAAAAAUUAUUAUAUUUGUACCAAACAAACAAAUAUGGAGUAUUAUGAAAUAAUACCAGAAAUUAUGUUUACUAACUGUAGAUAGAUAUAUGUAUUUAUAACAAAAACCUUCAGUGAGUUUCAUCAAAAU
Molecule: messenger RNA, 2185 nt
Organism: Maniola jurtina (meadow brown)
Lineage: Eukaryota; Metazoa; Arthropoda; Insecta; Lepidoptera; Nymphalidae
Gene: l(3)73Ah
Product: polycomb group RING finger protein 3
Exons: 5
Coding region: 160-837 (225 amino acids)
Biological process (GO): regulation of transcription by RNA polymerase II
Cellular component (GO): PRC1 complex
Source: RefSeq, a predicted model, not a curated record